Bufo gargarizans (Asiatic toad) is the source of this 2199-nucleotide messenger RNA. Its product is annotated as proline-rich extensin-like protein EPR1. Lineage: Eukaryota; Metazoa; Chordata; Amphibia; Anura; Bufonidae. The coding region runs from base 1 to 2199 and encodes 732 amino acids. The record is from RefSeq and is a predicted model, not a curated record. The transcript is spliced from 3 exons.
AUGUCCCUGAACCCCAACUACUCUGCCCCUCCGGAGUCCCUGAACCCCAGCUACUCUGCCCCUCCGGUGUCUCUGAACCCCAGCUACUCUGCCCCUCCCGUGUCCCUGAACCCCAGCUACUCUGCCCCUCCCGUGUCCCUGAACCCCAACUACUCUGCCCCUCCUGUGUCCCUGAACCCCAGCUACUCUGCCCCUCCCGUGUCCCUGAACCCCAGCUACUCUGCCCCUCUCGUGUCCCUGAACCCCAACUACUCUGCCCCUCCCGUGUCCCUGAACCCCAGCUACUCUGCCUCUCCCGUGUCCCUGAACCCCAGCUACUCUGCCCCUCCCGUGUCCCUGAACCCCAGCUACUCUGCCCCUCUCGUGUCCCUGAACCCCAACUACUCUGCCCCUCCCGUGUCCCUGAACCCCAGCUACUCUGCCCCUCUCGUGUCCCUGAACCCCAGCUACUCUGCCCCUCCUGUGUCCCUGAACCCCAACUACUCUGCCACUCCUGUGUCCCUGAACCCCAGCUACUCUGCCCCUCCUGUGUCCCUGAACCCCAGCUACUCUGCCCCUCCCGUGUCCCUGAACCCCAACUACUCUGCCCCUCCCGUGUCCCUGAACCCCAACUACUCUGCCCCUCUCGUGUCCCUGAACCCCAGCUACUCUGCCCCUCCGGAGUCCCUGAACCCCAGCUACUCUGCCCCUCCGGUGUCUCUGAACCCCAGCUACUCUGCCCCAUCCGUGUCCCUGAACCCCAGCUACUCUGCCCCUCCCGUGUCCCUGAACCCCAACUACUCUGCCCCUCCUGUGUCCCUGAACCCCAGCUACUCUGCCCCUCCCGUGUCCCUGAACCCCAGCUACUCUGCCCCUCCUGUGUCCCUGAACCCCAGCUACUCUGCCCCUCCUGUGUCCCUGAACCCCAGCUACUCUGCCCCUCUCAUGUCCCUGAACCCCAGCUACUCUGCCCCUCCUGUGUCCCUGAACCCCAGCUACUCUGCCCCUCCCGUGUCCCUGAACCCCAACUACUCUGCCCCUCUCAUGUCCCUGAACCCCAACUACUCUGCCCCUCCGGAGUCCCUGAACCCCAGCUACUCUGCCCCUCCGGUGUCUCUGAACCCCAGCUACUCUGCCCCUCCCGUGUCCCUGAACCCCAGCUACUCUGCCCCUCCCGUGUCCCUGAACCCCAACUACUCUGCCCCUCCUGUGUCCCUGAACCCCAGCUACUCUGCCCCUCCCGUGUCCCUGAACCCCAGCUACUCUGCCCCUCCCGUGUCCCUGAACCCCAGCUACUCUGCCCCUCUCGUGUCCCUGAACCCCAACUACUCUGCCCCUCCCGUGUCCCUGAACCCCAGCUACUCUGCCCCUCUCGUGUCCCUGAACCCCAGCUACUCUGCCCCUCCUGUGUCCCUGAACCCCAACUACUCUGCCACUCCUGUGUCCCUGAACCCCAGCUACUCUGCCCCUCCUGUGUCCCUGAACCCCAGCUACUCUGCCCCUCCCGUGUCCCUGAACCCCAACUACUCUGCCCCUCCCGUGUCCCUGAACCCCAGCUACUCUGCCCCUCCCGUGUCCCUGAACCCCAGCUACUCUGCCCCUCUCGUGUCCCUGAACCCCAGCUACUCUGCCCCUCCGGUGUCCCUGAACCCCAGCUACUCUGCCCCUCCGGUGUCCAGCUACUCUGCCCCUCCCGUGUCUCUGAACCCCAGCUACUCUGCCCCUCCUGUGUCCCUGAACCCCAACUACUCUGCCCCUCCCGUGUCCCUGAACCCCAGCUACUCUGCCCCUCCCGUCUACUCUGCCCCUCCCGUGUCCCUGAACCCCAGCUACUCUGCCCCUCCCGUGUCCCUGAACCCCAGCUACUCUGCCCCUCUCGUGUCCCUGAACCCCAGCUACUCUGCCCCUCCCGUGUACCUGAACCCCAGCUACUCUGCCCCUCCCGUGUCCCUGAACCCCAGCUACUCUGCCCCACCCGAGUCCCUGAACCCCAACUACUCUGUCCCUCCCGUGUCCCUGAACCCCAGCUACUCUGCCCCUCCCGUGUCCCUGAACCCCAGCUACUCUGCCCCUCCCGUGUCCCUGAACCCCAUCUACUCUGCCCCUCCUGUGUCCCUGAACCCCAGCUACUCUGCCCCACCUGUGUCCCUGAACCCCCAACUACUCUGCCCCACCCGUGUCCCUGAACCCCCAACUACUCUGCCCCUCCCGUGUCCCUGA